This is a messenger RNA of Pleurotus ostreatus (oyster mushroom), 1683 nucleotides long. RefSeq lists its product as uncharacterized. Bases 1 to 1683 code for a protein of 560 amino acids. The record is from RefSeq and is a predicted model, not a curated record. NCBI's taxonomy places the organism in Eukaryota, Fungi, Basidiomycota, Agaricomycetes, Agaricales, Pleurotaceae. The transcript has 7 exons.
AUGGCCUUGGACUCUACCCCGUCGAAGACGCAGAUAAUGCCCAUAGAUCUAGCGAGGCCGGUUAUUUCCCUUGCAGAGAAUAUCUCCACAUCAAUGUCGGCCCUCUACUCACUCCAUGCUGCGCUAUACAACGUCUACGAGGAGACUUCUCCAGAAGUACUCAAGUUUAUCGACUUCAAACAGAAGAUUACAUCUAGUUGGGAGCAAUGGGCUACCUUAUUGCAGCAAUUUAUGGGAUUCGCUCGAGACUACGUCAGUGUUUGUCAUUCCUUACAGUUGGACACCUUCGUGGAAAAUGUUGCCUCUGCGAAUGCCAUUCUUUCGAGCGCCCAAAGAAUCCGUCGAGAAAUGGCCAACAACCAGCAGGCUUACGAAGGGUUGAUUCAACAAUUCUCGUCACUAGCUACAAGCUUCGGCCGGGAAUUCUCGGAUGCGAGUAGUGGAGUCAAUGGCGCUACUCCUGGACUCCAACGCCUCAGACUUUUUCAGGCUGCCCCCCAUCGUGGUAUUAGCGAAGCCUAUGUAGCGUCCGUUCGUGCGCUAAAUGAAUCCAACACCCCCAUCCGCGACAUCUCUAUCUUCUGGGAAGAUCUCACCACGCACCUCUCCAAGAUUGCUAGAUCUAGCAAUUUAAUCAGCAAGUUGAAUCAAGAGCUCUAUUUUCAAAGGCAAAUAUCGACGUGGACCUCGUUCCACGAUACUCUGAUCCGUGUCGUUGAAUCUAUAUUAUCAUCAUGCGACGCUUCCGCCGUUUCGCCGAUUAACCAGUCACACCAAUGGAAGAAGCUUCUUAUCCGCAUGCGGCCAAAACGUAGACUGUCGCCAGGGCUGCCACCCUCCACUCAACCUAAUAGUAUGACCCCUUCCGGGAUGUCAUCUGUCGAGGCAGCCGAGUCUCCACAAAUCUUGAUGAAUCCAAACAAAUUCGAUGUCCAAGCUAUCACCGACACGAGGUCGACGGUGCACGCUUGCCUCCAUGCUCUCCUUGUUCGAGACACACUCAGGCGCAACUUCAGGAAGGGUAGAUUUCGAGUAAAGGAACGCCUUUUACGCCAGAUAUCUGCAUAUUUUGAUUCACUCCCUGACCUCGAUGAAGAAGCAUUCUCCGGGGUGGUGACUUGUCAGUACGUUCGGAAGUUAUUGCAAGCUCCAGAAGAACGGAGCGUCGUCGAUGAAAUACGUGACUCGGCACUGCUCGCGGCUGAUACGACGGCAGCGACACUUUUGCAAUACGAGGGAAUAUAUCCUAUCCUACGCGCCGAAAUAUCCAGGAAACGGACGGGGAAGAAGGCGGAUAUCAUAUUACCGAAGGAAUUUAUAUUGCAUGACCUCGAGGGCGUGCCAAGCCGAAUGCUUCUGACCUACACGGGCGUCAAGCUGAAUCAGCUAAUCCACCAACAGCAACAAUUUCACAUGUACUGGGGCCAUCUGGCCAUAGACGCGGAACGCUUUGACAGCGUGAUAGAUUUUGACACUAAGGCGGUCUCCGACAGUUGGCGUACACAGGAAAAACACCUACGUUCAUAUGACGAUAAAGCGCGCAGGGCGAAGGAGUUGGUGACUGCUACUCACUUGUCACCUAGUAGGCACGAUUGGCUUCCUUCGUUCAGGGGCUUCAGUUGGAAACGUCGAAAAACAGUGGAUGAUGUCGGUGCUGCUGCGAGCGAGAGUAAUACCCAGUAG